Anopheles arabiensis is the source of this 865-nucleotide messenger RNA. It is a transcript of the gene mRpS18B, whose product is annotated as 28S ribosomal protein S18b, mitochondrial. Gene Ontology annotation, biological process: mitochondrial translation. Bases 45 to 848 code for a protein of 267 amino acids. The record is from RefSeq and is a predicted model, not a curated record. Gene Ontology annotation, molecular function: structural constituent of ribosome. Gene Ontology annotation, cellular component: ribosome; mitochondrion. NCBI's taxonomy places the organism in Eukaryota, Metazoa, Arthropoda, Insecta, Diptera, Culicidae. The transcript has 2 exons.
AUGGAUCAAACAGCCCAGAGCGCAACGUGUGUGUCCAAUCUCCGAUGACAGCGGCAUUGUUUUCUUUUUUACCGACCGAACACGCACCGAACACUCCGGACCCGGACAAUUCCACUCCCCCGGAGAGAAAACAUUUCAAACAACCAGCAUUACGUCACGCCAUCUCAGCCGUCACAUCGAUCACAAUGUCAGUGUUGCGCUUAAUCGGUGGUGAAAUCAUAUCUAUUUAUCGUCAAAGUUUGCUUACGAUCGGUACCAGCCAGGCGAGGGCGCUCACGACAACUGGCUUCCUUCGACACGCCGCAAAACCUGAAAGUGAAGCCACAGAGGAAACAGCCGCCAGUGAGGAACCGGAAGCAGGGGAAACAGAUGCAAACGCCGCACCCAAACAACCGGUCGAUGAUCCGAAGGACCGCACGAGGGUGAUACCGGUGGAGACGAGCAUCCGCUAUCUGGCCAGCGAAGCUUACCGGCAGACGUACCAGGACGAUCCGGUGUGGAAGCAGUACCGGCGCAAUCACAAAGGACCGUACCCGCCGAAGCUGACGCGCAAAACGUGCAUACGCAAGGGGCGCAUUUCGACCGGCAAUCCGUGCCCGAUCUGCCGGGACGAGUAUCUGGUGCUGGAUCACAACAAUAUCGAUCUGCUGAAGCAGUUCAUCUCGCCGCAAACGGGGGAUGUGUUGAGCUAUCGGGUGACGGGCCUGUGCCAGAAGAAACACACCCAGCUGCUGGUGGCGGUCGAGCGGGCUAUGGACCGCGGAAUGCUCACGUUCGACGUGCCGUUCCGAGAGUACGACUACAGUGAAUACUAUCCGGCGAAGGAAGGCAAGCCUUCCUCCAAGUAGGAAGUGUCCGUGCAACC